AUGCAUCUCUUCCUCUGGGUGCUCGCCCUUUCCUUGCAGUUGCUUGUGCUUCAAGCAGGCACUGCAAUUGGUCUAGGUGUGCGCACUCCUCACUUGUUGCGGAGGGCGUACACGAGACACACGUCGAGGUCCGUGCAAGACACUCGCGAUGCUCUCAAGACGACUCACCAAGAGCGGGCAGCUCCGGAAGUAGGCGACCCCUCAAGCAGCCAAAGCACUACCAUCUGCGACAUAGUAGAUCAGGGUGGAGCGACCUCUUCAACGCUCGACGUGGGCCCCAUUAUUGAACAAGUCUUCAAGUCGUGCGUCAAGCGCAGCUCAGGAGCUGUGCUUCGUGUACCACCCGGGGACUGGCCGAUCGCCUCUCAUGUUGUCAUGAAUCCCUGCAAAGACUUCAUCUUUCAGAUGGAGGGCAACCUGCACCUCACAGUCACGAACGUGGGCGGCGGUCCCAUCUUCGACUUUCGAUACUCCAACAAUUUCAGAGUCACGGGAGGUGGAACAUUCUUUGGCAACGGUCGUGCCUUUAGGGACAAGUACGCCUUGAACGAUAGACCGAGAUUGAUGCUUUUCGAGGGUACCAAAUAUGAAGUUGACCACAUCAGGCUGGAUGAUGCGCCGGUAAGUCGCUUAUUUACGCUAAGGCUCUUGCUUGAGACGAGGCAUUCUGACAUCCUCGUCACAUCAGAUGUACCAUCUCACCGUCCGAGGAUCUCACUUCAAAGUCCACGAUAUAGUGAUCAGCAGCAAGCCUCCAUACGUCGGUACGACGGACGGCAUAGAUGUGGUUUGCGAAGAACAAUGUUCAGUCUACAGCGUGAGGAGCUUCUAGAAAGCAGUUGACAUGUCCUUCGCCGUCCUCGGUUGACAGUCCAAGUCGCCUUUCCGCCAGGCGAACGUCACGAGUGGCGACGAGUGCCUUUCGAUAAAGAAGGCUCAUGGGGUCGAGGUGCAGGUGAGAUGGAGUGUUCUUCUGUUGCGGUGGACUCGGGCUGAUUGCGUCGGUGCACACGCCCCUUGCAGGAUCUCGAGUGCCACAGUGAGUAGCGGAAGAUCGCACAGAACACAUUAGGGCUCCCAAACCAUCCUCACGGCUCUGAUCGCUUCACACAGAUGGGGGCGCAGUAUCGAUUGGCAGUGCUGGACCGGACGGCACGUUUGAAGUCGAAGACGUGCGCGUCAAGGACGUGUCGAUGCACAACUCUCAAGCUGGCGUCUACAUCAAGGCGUAUCCAAAAUCUCGUGAGCUUGAUGAUUUUCCUCUGCCUUGCGCUUCGCAGACGUAUUCAAAAUCGAUCAUUUCCCUUCUCCAGGCGGCUACAUCCGUGGUUGCCUAUUCCAAAACUUUACCAUCGACAAUGUAGCGCAUCCCAUCGAAAUCAAUCAAGCUUGGUGCGGUCAUGGCGAGUGCACCCUUUCGGAAUCCGGAGGACUUGACAUCUCCGACAUUACGUUUGAUGGCUUCAAAGGAAGCGGGGAUGACACUACCCGGCCUCCCGUCAUAUUGCGUUGCCACUCGGGAGGUUGUCACGAUAUCAAUUUCCAGGUAGGUCAGGUUCAACAAGACCCGAAACAAAAUGGAGCCGUCAGCCUUACCAUUCUUUCUGCACAGAACAUCAACUUGGCCAAGAGGGGAGGUCGUUCCCCCAAGCCACAGAUACAGGGCGCAUGUGGUGCUGGACUCGCCGCCCUGCCCGCUUGCUGA
This is a messenger RNA of Ceraceosorus bombacis, 1705 nucleotides long. NCBI's taxonomy places the organism in Eukaryota, Fungi, Basidiomycota, Exobasidiomycetes, Ceraceosorales, Ceraceosoraceae. The record is from the annotation of a GenBank genome assembly.